GAAUUUGUGUUUUGUGACUGUUUCUUUACUCCAUAAGAAUAGAGGAUUUAACCAAAUCAUCCCCUUGCGACAAAGAAUUAUUGUAGACGUUCCAAAAAAUCCAAACCACAUGGCAAUGAAAGUUAUUUCCAUUUUGUGUGCCCUUUUGACAGUUUCACAAUGCUCAAAUAUUCUGUUUGUCACCAUUUUUCCAAAUCCCAGUCGUCAAGCCUUAUUUCAACCAAUUUGGAAAGAACUUUCUUUGAGGGGCCACAAUGUGGUUGUCAUCACACCAAAUCCUUUAAGAGAUGAAAAAUUAACUAAUCUCACUGAAAUUGACAUUAGUAAAAUAUACAAUUUACUGUGGAAAUACGAUGAUGAAGAUGUGGAAGAACUACGAUAUCAUCUUACACUGCCGAUAGGCCUUUCAACACUUGUCACGAGAAAUGCAAAAAUGACCAAAUUAUUUAAUAACAUCCACAAAAUGGUUUUCGAUUUGCCAAAUGUACAGGAUUUUUUGCGUAAAUCCAUGGAUUUCGACGUUGUAAUUACAGAAUCACUGUAUCCAACCUUAACUGCAUUUGGACCCAAAUACAACGCUCCUCUAAUUGGACUUACCUCCUCAGGCGCGCCAAUCCCAGGUUUAGACACCGUAGGAAACCCAACACAUCCCAUUAAUUCUCCCUACCAUAAUUUUCCAGUAGGACGAGAUAUGUCGAUCAAAGAAAUAAUUUUGUUCACCAUUUGGGCAGUUUACCUCAAAAUUAACUAUUAUUUCAUUGUGUUGCCUAGAGAAGACGCCUUGGCUAGAAAACAUCUGGGUAACCACUUGCCAUACUUAGGCAAUGUAGAGUUUAAUUUGAUCAUUAGGAACAAGAAUCCCAUUUUCCCAAAAUCCAUGCCUAUUUUAGAACCAGUAGUUGUGGAAUUGGGUUAUAUGCAAAAGAACGUGUCCGAAUUGGAUGAUAAAAUGAAAGAAUUCUUAGACCAAUCUAAGAACGGCGUUGUUUAUUUUAGCUUGGGAUCGAAUAUUAAGCCUUCAGUUUUACCACCGAAAUACAUAAAGGAAAUUGUUGGGGCCUUUAGGAAGCUUUCUUACGAUGUUAUCUUUAAAUGGGACCAAGACAUCUUGGAGGAUAUGCCAAAGAAUGUAUUGAUAUCGAAAUGGGUACCACAAGAGGCAGUACUACGCCACAAUAAAACGGUAGUGUUUGUGACACAAGGAGGCGUGCAAUCGUGCGAGGAAGCAAUAAUUAAUGAAGUUCCUAUUAUCGGAAUACCUUUCUUUCCUGACCAAAUUUCCAUUGUUGACACAAUGGUGGAAUAUGGUGUUGGAAAACGAAUGAACUAUGCCGAAUUGACAGCGUACCAACUUUCUGUUCUUAUUGAAGUGGUCAUAGAGAACCCAAUUUACAAGGAAAAUAUAAUAAAUCUCAAAAAAUUGUACACUGAUCAACAAACUGAUGGCUUGGACGAAAGAAUCUGGUGGAUUGAGUAUGUAAUCAGACAUAAAGGUGCAUCACAUUUGAAAAAUAGUGGAAAGGAUGUUUAUUGGUAUCAGAAACUCCUGUCGGACAUGUUUUCAUUUGGAAGCUUUUUAUUUGUUGGAGUGUGUAUGGUUUCUGCCUAUUAUUUACUGUACGUGAUGGCAAAACAUAAUUUGUUGCUUAUUUUUUAUCUUUUGCGUAAGUUCAGAGAAGGCGUGAGGUACGCACGUACCUUGCCUUAAUUUUAAUAGUGUUUAUACAGAUAAGUUGUAUUAUUAAGGCACUUUGGGCUGUUUUUAAAAAAAAAUAAAUUGCAAAAAAUGUGAUAAAAAACACAAACAAUAAAUCUUUGUUGGCUCUUUUUGGAACUGUAAGUGACUAACAAUUUUUUUUUCAGCAGCAAGAUAUUAAUUGAUUUGGUUGUUUUAUUAACUAUUAGAAAACUACAAUUUUAUAAUAUACUCCCUAAUUUUUAGCGUUGUUUUCAGUAUGAAUCGGUUAUUAUAAAAA
Messenger RNA from Aethina tumida (small hive beetle), 1976 nucleotides. RefSeq names its product UDP-glycosyltransferase UGT5. The transcript is spliced from 6 exons. The record is from RefSeq and is a predicted model, not a curated record. The coding region runs from base 110 to 1708 and encodes 532 amino acids. Gene Ontology annotation, molecular function: UDP-glycosyltransferase activity. Lineage: Eukaryota; Metazoa; Arthropoda; Insecta; Coleoptera; Nitidulidae.